CUUUUGAGAAGACUCAUGUUUGAAGGAGCACAACGGUCUACUACUUGUUAAGACAAUAGCUGCACUAGUAGAAGAUGGCGCACAAAGGACGACGACCGACGCAGAAGCAACAGCGAGAGCUGGACGCGAAAAUGCAUGAAACAUUGCGCUCUUUGAUGUUUCGUCAGUAUGAGCGUGAAACUUCGGUUCGUAGGUCUGCACUCUUGGAAGCGCAACGCAUUCUUGCAGGUAAAGGCGACCAGCUGGCGGUAGAACCUAAAAAGGAACCAACUUCUGAUGAUGAUUUGGAUCUCGAAUGUGAUCUCGAGCUUGAACAACCCGUGCAGAUAGUGGAAGAACAACCAGCGCCAUCGUCUUCGCGAGCGCCAGCGCCGCGUCCUAGAAAGCCUGAGAGUCGACCCAGAGCUAGGCGGACGGGCGAAUUAGCUGAACCUGGACCAGCACCUGCUCGUGUGACCCGAUCUAGUGCUGUACAUAAUGAAGUUCCGAGACUGGAAGUCACAGCACAGGAUGAUGUUGAGCUGGAAGAGGUCAGCAUGGUUGAGCCACAGGACGUCUCUGAUGAGCCAUUGUUUGACAACCAACUGACUGCAGAGGAGAAAUUAAGGCUUUCCGAAGGUGGAGUGGUGGCGGGUGCCUUGGAUAUUGAUAUCGAUGUCGAUACUGAAGUGACUCUCGACCAACUAAAGACGUUGUCACUAGAGGAAGUGUGCAUCCGGAUGGCUUAUUGUGCGCACAACGCUCUCCAAGGCGGUGAUACGAGGCACAGCGCUUCUUGGUAUAAAGGUUUGAUGAAAACAUGCUUGGAAGCGGUAAACACGCACGAAUAUCCUCGUCCACAUCUGCCGUUCGAAGUAGAGCGCAUAUUUGACGAUUACUGUCACAAAAUUGCCGAACAGAAACGGGCGGAGGACGCUCGCAACGCAGUAAAGCUGGAAAGGCGCAGCAUAGGCUGUACCACAACGCUGUUCGAGUGCGUCUACCCCGUUUCAACUGAGUCUAUGACAAGCAACAAAGUGCUGCUGACCGGCGUCACCGGAGAUGCAGCGGCCUUUUUCAAACUGUAUCUACAGAAUGUACAUAUUAGGCAAGGGAAACAAUGUUAUCAUGACUGCAUUUGCUAUUCGGUUUCUUACCGACAACCAAAUGUUCUGCACUUCGCUGCCGCCUAUGGAAAUGCGGAGUUCAUCAAAAAGGUUAUGUUUCCCGAGGAUGCGCUGCCACAUGACCAAGCCAUUCGCGAGCAUUACAAGACAAUGAUCGAAGGGUGGCUGCUUGGAGCGAUCGAGCAAGGUGGCACGAAGAUGUACCCAUUCGAUGUGGCAGUAUUUUAUAAUUAUAAGGACUGCGCUCGCGAAUUUCUUGGCUCCAAGGACUUUGCGAAGGCGUUGCAAGAUCGAAAGACUGAGAUGACCAUGCCGAGGUCAUCACUAAAUUACAAUGAAUAUAUAGAGUCACCGCUCUCGAUGGCGGUUUACCACGGAAACUCGGAGAUGAUAAAAAUGCUCCACAACUGGCAGCUCAUCCAACCGCAACACUUCCCGCAGGCAUUUCGCGAAGCCGCAAAUGCAGGAGAUGUUCAAAUGCUUACCGAACUGUAUGAAAUGUGUCGAAGGAAUGUUACUUACAUAGUCGAACAGGAUAAAGAACGUCCCAUGCAGACCCCGUUACAUGUAGCUGCGGCAGCUGGACAUCUUCGGGCUGUGCAAUACAUAUGCACUUGGGGAGAAUUUGUGCGAACGAAGCCAGAUGCAGUGGGAGACCUGCCGUUGACGUAUGCUAUCGAAAACGGCCAUAUGGCGAUUGCGGAUUGGCUAAUGCAUACGUAUCCUAACGAAAUCAAUCCGACGGUAAUCAGAUCAGCGGUUGCUUGUAAAAGAAACAGACUGGCGAAGCAGAUCUUCGAUAAAUUGCUGCACUUUGACGAGAUCAUUGACAAAAUCAAACCUCUCAACUUUGCUGUGGAAGUGGAAAAUUUCCAUUGUGCUGAAUACUUCUUGAAGCAGUACAUGAUUGCAAAGAAGGUGAACACUGCGCCAUGGUCCGAAGACGUCGCACAAGCGUUGCAUAAUGUUUUGCAAUGUCGUAGUCUCCCAGCAGAUAAGAAAACCAAAUUUGUUAUUGCAUUUCAAUUAGCUGGAGUGAAGAUUUCAAUGGUGAAUAUCAUCAAAAUUGUCAAGGACAAAUCGGUGGCAGCUCUUAUCUGUAACAGCCUCAGGAACAGUUUCAAUCAACCAAAAGUCUUAUAACGUCGAAAUGAUUCAUUCUCUGAUUACGUUUGUGCAUAAUCUUUAUAUGUAUGGGUAAUAAUCUGCCUAAAUUUCCCCUAUCACUGCCUCUACGUUGAAGAUUGUGAAUGAAUCUGUUGCCUUUGCUUUCCCCUACUGAUGACAUCUCUUGAUAUCCCUUGCUUGGCAAUAUGCUCGUUUAUUUGACUACGGUAGUUGUGAGGAAGGAAACGGGGGAAACACGGCAAUCAGCCGUCGAUUCAACCGCGAUGCCUGCGCAGGGUGUUGAUUGUCGCUCUUCAAGACGGACGAACCUAGCAUCCAUCUUCUUUAGCUAGGUAUACGGUAGCUGAGGGAGAAAGUUGUUAUCGAGAAGUUAGAUGUGCACUCCGAGUUUUUGAUCUUGGAAAGUGGAUUCCGUGCAU
This is a messenger RNA of Cylicocyclus nassatus, 2653 nucleotides long. Lineage: Eukaryota; Metazoa; Nematoda; Chromadorea; Rhabditida; Strongylidae. The record is from the annotation of a GenBank genome assembly.